Hemicordylus capensis (graceful crag lizard) is the source of this 2142-nucleotide messenger RNA. RefSeq names its product E3 ubiquitin-protein ligase TRIM7-like. Lineage: Eukaryota; Metazoa; Chordata; Lepidosauria; Squamata; Cordylidae. Gene Ontology annotation, molecular function: protein binding; zinc ion binding. Bases 267 to 1691 code for a protein of 474 amino acids. The record is from RefSeq and is a predicted model, not a curated record. The transcript is spliced from 8 exons.
GGCAGUGAUAGUUCAAGAACAGUUGGAGUGGCAAAGCUUACCUAUCCCUGCACUAGGUGGUGCAAAAAUGAUCUACCUGGUAAUAUGAUAUUUCAUGUGGAAGUUAAAAGCAUAUGGAUAGUUGCAAGUCACUUGGGGGAGAUUCUCUAACACAUCCCAGGAGGAACAGACUGGAUCUCAAUUAAUUCCCUGCAGCGUGUCCAGUCAAGGCCUUUAGGUACACUGGUGAAGAAGGAAAGCCAUCCUUUAAAUUUUGCUGUCUGGGCAUGGCAGCUGAGCUUUCCUUGAAGGAUUUACAAGUGGAAGUCAAGUGCCCCAUUUGUUUGGAUUAUUUCACUGACCCAGUCAUUCUAGACUGUGGCCACAACUUCUGCCGUGCCUGUCUUCACAAGUGCUGGGAGAGCUUUCUCCAAAACAGGGCCUGCCCCCAGUGCAAGGAGAUGGUUACGAACAGGAGUGUCAUUCAGAACAGGCAGCUCAAAAAGGUUGUGGAACUGAUGAAAAAGCUGACACAGCAAGCGACAGGAGCAGAGGAAGCCUGUAAGAAGCACGGAGCUCAGGAGCCCUUGAACCUGUACUGCUUAAAUGAUCAAGCCCAGAUCUGCUCAGUGUGUUGCUCAUCCAAAGAGCACCAGGAUCACAUGGUGCUUCCUGCGGAGGAAGCUGUCCAGGAGCUCAAGGGUUGUUUUUUAAAUUUGACUAAAACACUAAAGAAGAACAGAGAAGAGAUUCUGGAGCAUAAACUGAAAACAGAAAAGGAAUAUCAGAGCCUGCUUUUGAUGCAACCGACCAUGCAAAAAGUAGUGGGGCUGUUCCGAGGACUCUGCCGUUUUGUGUCGUGCCAAGAGUUCUUUCUGAAGACCAAGAUGCAAGAGAUGGCGGCAGAGACUGUGAAAAAAAGGAAUGAGCACAUGGCCAGGCUUUUAAUGGAGCUCUCCUCUGUUGACAGUACCAUUCGGGAUAUGGAGGAGAAGAAUCAGCAGCCAACAUGUGAAUUCCUGCGGGAUGCUAACAGCAUCAUGCAGAGGGUUCAACAGAAAACGCGUAAGCAUCCAGAGGCUUUUUCACCUGAGCUGAUAUGGAGAAUCUGGGAAUUGUAUGACAUAACUCCCUAUCUGGAAUGUCUUGUAUCUAAAUUCAAAGAAGUCCUGGAAUAUGGCUUGCAGCUGCAGAAAGCCAACGUGACUUUGGAUCCAGACACUGCUCAUCGCCAGCUCAUCAUAUCUGAAGAUCUUAAAAGUGUGAGAAGGGGGGAGAGAGUACAAAAUGUGCCCAAUGUUCACAGCCGAUUUGAUGAUUGUCGCUAUGUACUAGGGAAAAUGGUCUUCAUUUCAGGAAGACAUUUCUGGGAUGUCCUUGUGGGAAGAAAGGAAAACUGGGCUUUGGGGGUGGCCAGAAAAUCUGUGAAGCGGAAGGGCCUGAUUCCCCUAGAUCCAAAGGUGGGGAUCUGGGCUGUGGCAAAACUGGGGAAACAGUAUUUGGCAAUGACUCCUCCUUGUAUGUCCCAUUUGCCAUUGAGGGGUGAACUCAAGAGGGUCCGGGUGUGCCUGAACUGCACUGGGAGGCAGGUAACCUUCUUUGACGCUGAUAGAAUGGACCUCCUCUUUACAACUUCAAUAACGGCCAGUGAGGAUGUUUUUCUCCCCUUCUUUUUCUUGCCUAAAAAGGCUCAUCUCACCCUUGUUCCCUAAAGUAGUAAAAAACAAAACAAAACCCACCCAAAAACCACCCCACCAGAUCACCAAUACUCCAGAUACCAGGCUAUCUGAGACUUGGUCUUUUAAUUCUCUAUCAUCAUCAUCAGCUAAGCUAAUUUCAGAGUGGCAGUUGGUGUGACACCCUAAACAAAAUCUCUCUUUUCAGAGUGGCCAUCUGCUGCUUGUUUCAGUCACUCAGCCAAUGAGGAGCCUCCCAUGGGAGUCCCUGUGCACAGGGGGAUCCUGUGCAGAAUUCUAUUGAUCACUACUUUGGGAAGCUAUUCCAAAGUGCAGGGGGUACUUCUAUUUAACAUAGUUUUGUCUUGUAAGUUUACAGCAGAACUGAUCUGGAUGAUGAUUUUUAAAGGGAACCUCUGUUCAUUUCUCUGAACAUGUUUGUAGGAUGUUUUUAGCAUGUUGACAUGAAUUAAAGGUUUCUAAAUCA